Molecule: messenger RNA, 438 nt
Organism: Sphaeroforma arctica JP610
Lineage: Eukaryota; Ichthyosporea; Ichthyophonida
Exons: 2
Coding region: 1-438 (145 amino acids)
Source: RefSeq, a predicted model, not a curated record
AUGGCUGGGUUCUUAGAUGACGGCGUAUUCGGUCACCCAGGGACUUUGCUUGAACGUGCGAAAGCCAAGCUACUAAGCUUCCCUCCCAUCACCAAGAAUAAGGCGCAGUUUGAGAAGUCACUGGAUAAAGUGCUGGCCGAAUUGCCGGAGCUCAUUCAUCGAUACUCAAAAGCCACAGGUAAAGACUGGACCAAAAAGCUCAAGAAGGUCGUCUGUGGCAACCUGACACUCGCAUUGGUGCAGGACAACGCCACCGAAGUACCCGCAGCUCUGAUGCAGAACGACGACGAAGCCGUGGCCCAGGCACAGGAUGAGCAUAACUACUUCCAGACUAAGCUGCUUGCGCUGUUUGGGCUGUUUCUGUCGGGUGUGGAGGCUGACGGUGGCAUCGAUGUGCUGAUGUACGGUGCCUGUGCGUGCCUGUCUGUGUGUAUUUGA